AUGUCACACUCAACUACUGCGACAACGGUCUACGACCUGUUGAAGUAUUCACGUUCGUCUGCACAGGUGAAUGGGACCGCCAAUCAAGCGGAAGAGUGGCAGCAUUUCUCGAAUCCGACUAUCCGGCUGUUCGUAGAUGUCAAAAAGUCGUCUGUGGGAGAGUUGGAGUCAUUUAAGACGCGUGUCGUCUGGUCACUUAACGCAGGAAAUGAUACCAUGGACGUGGAUCAGCGUGAAGUCGUUUUUGAGGACCUCGAUUUACUUACUUUCUCCUCUAUGAAUCAAAUUCAAAUGGCCCAAGGUUUCCCGCUGAAAGCAGUUUAUCGUGAUGCAGUUGUCGGAUUUCGAUAUUUGUAUCCUCGGACGAUUCCUGUGGGAACCCCGCCAACUGAUUUAUCCAAGGAUGUCCAGUCAUAUAAACGGUUUCAGAUAACUUUUCAGACCGUAUCAUUUGCUACCAGCUUCAUCAAUUCCAUCAAAUAUAUCUGUCCCUGCAAGGCAACAAAUCCCGUUCUGCCCGGACACACUAUCAACAGGGCUGCCACAAUGAUGCAGCGCGCGAAUGCACCGGCUCCCAUUGUAUCCAUUGCGCCUUCAAGUCGUACAGCAAAUUCGAUUGCUUCUCAUCCGGCUUCUGUGCGAUUUUCCAAGACCAGCAUAGAGUCACUUAUACACCCCAACAAUGCACCUGCAAACGAGCAACAAUCGCAGUUCUCAUCUGAUUCUGCGGGUGCAGUCUCUGUCAACGAGCAGCUAUCCUCGCUGAAUGAUGAUCCGGCACGAACUACUGGCGUGACUCCUCUGCAGAUAUCUUCCUCUGGACAACAUCCUGGCGAUACUCGGGACUUAGAAGCAUCUAGCCAAGGAACUGAUACAAGCUGGCGCGCCCCUCUUAGCUAUGCACCUAAUGCCCCGGUACAAUCUGGUAUACAUACUCAUGGUCGCGCUCGCGCUGGUCUUCCUUCUUCUGACGAUCCAAACGUGUCUCGACCAUCGUCUGCUAUCACUGCCUCCUCAGUGCUUCCAGACUGCUCAGCUUGCACGUCAUCUCAGGCUCCUGUGGGAAUCCCUGAACCAGUCUCUGACUCUACUUGGUCUGUGUCUACUCCUUCGCGGACUCAGUCUGACAUGGGUCCUCCGCCUGUGCCGCCUCACACUACGGCGCCCGCCCAGAUGUCAACAUCACAGACGAUGGGUCUGACUCCUACUGCUAAUGUGAUAGCACCUGCCACUGAAUCAUUUCUGACAUCGCUAAGCGAUUCAGUCUAUCCAUAUAACUUGUCACGGGCUGAUCUGGAAUCUCUGGUCGCUCGAAUUGUCCGAGAAGAUGGGUUCGUGAAAUUGCUAGAGGACCUCGACUCGAUGUGGAAAAUCAAAGGUUUCCUGCGGCAGAUUUGA
This is a messenger RNA of Fibroporia radiculosa, 1398 nucleotides long. RefSeq lists its product as uncharacterized. The record is from RefSeq and is a predicted model, not a curated record. The transcript has 4 exons. Lineage: Eukaryota; Fungi; Basidiomycota; Agaricomycetes; Polyporales; Fibroporiaceae. Gene Ontology annotation, biological process: reciprocal meiotic recombination. The coding region runs from base 1 to 1398 and encodes 465 amino acids.